This is a messenger RNA of Amphiprion ocellaris (clown anemonefish), 712 nucleotides long. RefSeq names its product chemokine (C-X-C motif) ligand 12a (stromal cell-derived factor 1) (gene cxcl12a). The transcript is spliced from 4 exons. Bases 92 to 388 code for a protein of 98 amino acids. The record is from RefSeq and is a predicted model, not a curated record. Gene Ontology annotation, molecular function: chemokine activity; chemoattractant activity. Lineage: Eukaryota; Metazoa; Chordata; Actinopteri; Pomacentridae. Gene Ontology annotation, cellular component: extracellular region. Gene Ontology annotation, biological process: chemokine-mediated signaling pathway; axon guidance; positive regulation of cell migration.
CGUAAUUUAACCCUCCGCCGGUGUCCCGUCUGUCACAGCUCCUCUGGACUUUACUCUGAGCAGGAUCAAAUCGCGGUGAUAUUUACGCACGAUGGAUGCGAAGCUUCUGGCAGCCGUGGCUGCGCUCAUGGUGUUGAUAUUUGUGUCUCCAUCACAAGCAAAGCCCAUCAGCUUGGUGGAGAGAUGCUACUGUCGCUCAACGGUCAACAGCGUCCCACGAGGCUACAUCCGAGAGCUCCGGUUCAUCCACACACCUAACUGCCCCUUCCAAGUGAUUGCCAAGCUGAAGACCAACAAGGAGGUGUGUUUGAACCCAGAGAUCCGAUGGAUGCAACAGUACCUGAAGAACGCCAUCAACAAGAUGAAGAAAUCCAAACAGGGUAACUAAAGAGCCUGCAGGGAUCCUCCCGAGUCAUCACUGAGGAUUUAAACCAUCAUCACAGAUAUGUAACGUGAUAUAAGACCAUCUUGUAUGUUGUACAGCACUUACCCCGGCGGCCUUUUGCGUGGAAUGAGCCUACAACUCCCAUGAACACCAAUCCACCUGCUCUGCCGCCUUCUUCACCAUCACAACUCUCACCACUUAUAGAUAUAGCAAAAUGUUAGUAGUGCAAAGUGCAAUUAUAUCUGUAAGUGUAUGUAUGUUUUUCUAACCACAAUGUAUAUACUUUUUUGUUAAUGGACUUUAACAGUAAAGAGCUAUUUUUGGAGA